Messenger RNA from Paramisgurnus dabryanus, 2205 nucleotides. It is a transcript of the gene nub1, whose product is annotated as negative regulator of ubiquitin-like proteins 1. NCBI's taxonomy places the organism in Eukaryota, Metazoa, Chordata, Actinopteri, Cypriniformes, Cobitidae. Gene Ontology annotation, molecular function: protein binding. Gene Ontology annotation, biological process: regulation of ubiquitin-dependent protein catabolic process. The record is from RefSeq and is a predicted model, not a curated record.
CACAUCACACACGUGACCGGAAGAAGAAGAAAACGAUAACAACAUCACGUGGUGCGCAUACGGAUAAGGUUUGUUUACUGCCAACACAAGACUUUUACAGCAAUGACAUCUAAAUAAAAAGAUCGCUAAAUGUUUUAAAGGAUGGACGAACACAUUCAGGCUCGCUUGAUCUCUCAGCUCAGAGAUGAUGACAUCCGUCUGUGGCUCGAGCCCUACACCACUGACCAUCAGCACAUACAGGAACUGUCAGAGAGAUAUGGUCCAGUCACAGGAUUUGCGGUGGAUGUUGUUCGCUCAGCUCUGGAGAUGAUUCAGUCUGAUGCUGUGAUGAAGGGUGAAGGGAAUAAAGAAUACAAAGAGACGUCUGUGGCCACGCUUGAGCUUCUACUGCCUAAAGAAGCUCAGAUAUCUGAACAAAACAAAAAGAAGAAAGCUCAUUUAAAAACCAAACUGGACAUCACGGCUCAAGAGCUGAAGAAACAGAUCAGUAAAGAUUAUGGAUUACAGCACUUCAAUCUCAUUCUGAAGGGGAAAAUAUUGUCCCCAGAGAAAAGACUUGAUGAGCAGAAUGUGAAGAACAACAGUAAGAUCAUGGUGAUAUCAGUUUCAUCUGAGAACGAGAGGAACGUCAUGCGUGAGGAAGAGAAGGAGAAUCGCUCUGAAGAUGAAGGAGUGCAGAGAACCCGGAGAGGAUUCCAGAUUCUGUCAGAAAGAGAUGGUACAGAGGAUCCGGCCACCACUCCGUUUCUGGAGAUCGCAGAUCAGAAAGGAAAUCCACUCCAGAUUCCUGACAAUGAGAGGAAGGCUCUGAUAAUGGCGAUGGGUUUUCAUGAGAAAGGUCGAGCGUUGAUGAAGAAUAGAAAGCACAGCUCUGCUCUCUUUUAUCUACUGAUGGCUGACGAACAGUUUAAACAGUGUGACUCUACAAUACUGAAUGCGGUGGAUAAUUUUGCGGUUCUUCAGUUGGAUAUCGUGUGGUGUUAUCAGGCACUGAGUGCUCUCUCACAUCUAGACGACGCCAAACAGAGAGUUCAGAACGCUGAGAGAUGUUUUCUGAGAUGUUACGGAGAUCAGCAGAGCAGACUGCAGCAGAUCAAAGGUCACACCGGAGGAGAGGAUGUGCUGUUUUUAAGGUUGGAUCUUCUUCAGAGUUCUCUGGCUUACCACAGCGGUGAUGAGAAGCGAGCAUCUGAUCUGCUCAAUAAAGCUCAGGAGUUGUACGGUCAGCUGAGUUUAGACCCGGAGAAACUGAACCAGCUGAUGAGUUUGGGUUUCUCCGAACAGGAAUCCCGCUUGGGUUUAAGAGCGUGUCGAGGAAACAUCAAUGACGCAGCGCUGCACCUGAUGCAGAGAAACAAGGAGAGAGAUGAGAUGAAGGAGAGAGAGCGUGAGAAGAGGAGGCGACGUCUACAGGACAUAAACACAUUGGUGGAGUUGGGUUACAAUAAGAGAGACGCUGCUAAAGCCCUGCAUCAAGCUAAAGGAGACGUAGACAAAGCCUACGGGAUUCUUUUAGAUCGGGCUGAGGCUCAGAUGUCAGACACUUUGGAUCUGCCGGGAUUAUCUGAUUCAUCUGUGAGGCUGAUGGGUGAUGAGAGCGUGUCACAAUCUUCACCUUCAUCUUUAUCAGAAGAGCCCAGCACCUCAUCUGACCCGCCAUCGGUUAUAUCCAGUCCCAUGGAUGAGGAGUUAGUGAACGAGGUUUUAAAGGACAUUCCCAGACAUGAAGAAGAUUAUCUGGACGUCACACUGGAGGAGGAAGAGGAACUCAUGGCACGACUCAGAUCUUACAUUAACAAAUGACCCGACAGAAGAAACCUCGCUGAUAGAGGACAUACGUUUAACACGGUUAUCGUUGUCUGUUAUGUGAUAUUUCUCUGAAAUAACAUUGAAUGGAAAAACGAAACAUUUCUUUAGCUCACAUUCAAAUCAUUAAAAAGCACUUACUGUAUUUAAAACCGUUCUGAUUUUGAAAUCUUGUGUUUUGAUUAUUUUUUAGCAUUUAUCAUUCAUGUCCUUUAAAGAACAGAGUUCAGACGUUGAAUGUGUUUUUUGGUUUUGUUAUCACAUAUAAAGUUUUCAUGCAUUGAAAGUUCAUUUGAAAGCAAUAUUGAGUUUUACUCGAUUCUCUUUAUGUUCAGGUUCAAAAAUCAAACCCAAAUAGAAUUUGUUCAACAUGCAAUAAAAGAUUUUUGGAGGUCACUA